Messenger RNA from Pipistrellus kuhlii (Kuhl's pipistrelle), 1703 nucleotides. It is a transcript of the gene CD68, whose product is annotated as CD68 molecule. The transcript has 6 exons. Lineage: Eukaryota; Metazoa; Chordata; Mammalia; Chiroptera; Vespertilionidae. Gene Ontology annotation, cellular component: membrane. Bases 463 to 1539 code for a protein of 358 amino acids. The record is from RefSeq and is a predicted model, not a curated record.
CAAUCCCCAUCACAAGUGCCUCACAUGUCUCCACCAAGAGGAAGUGACGGGUGGAGGGGAAGUGGGAUUGGUAACUUGGUUUUUACGUCGAAUGUUUCCUGGGGAACUUUGGGAACCAGAGGGGCUGCCUUUUGACUGGUUCUGUAGUAAUUUGCCAGAACGGUUGUGUUUUGUUGAGGUGACUAAUGGGUCCCCAAGGAUCAAUGCUUAACUCACUCUCCCCACAUGAUGGUCUCGACUCUUGACAACUCCCACUUGGGUGAAGCCAGGGCCAAUCAUCUGACAAAAACUUGAUGACUAAGUGGUGGCUGGGGCUGAGGUCCCUGAGUCAGGUUGUGGGGCUGGGUUAGCUUAGUUACAGGAAGUUAAGACUUUCAUUUCCUCCUUUUCCAAAAGGAGGCAGGGGAUAGGGUAGACUGGGUACGCAGCCCAUACACUACCAAGAGCUCCGGAGGCUCCGCCAUGAAGUUUGCUUUGCUUUUCCUGGGGGCUGUGCUGGGACUAGCAGCCCAGGGGACUGGGAAUGACUGCCCUCGUAAGAAAUCGGCCACUCUGGUACCAUCCUUCACGGUGACACCUACUGCUACGGAAAGCACAACAAGCCAUGGGACCACCAGCCACAGAACUACCAAGAGCCACAGCACCACCACCACAGGCACCAGCCAUGGACCCACAACAACCACUCACAAUCCUGUCACCACGACAAGCCUUAGAAAUACCACGGUUCAUCCAACAAGCAACAGCACUGCCACCAGCCCAGGACCCUUCACCAGCAACAGCACUGCCACCAGCCCAGGACCCUUCACCAGCAACAGCACUGCCACCAGCCCAGGACCCUUCACCAGCAACAGCACUGCCACCAGCCCAGGACCCUUCACCAGUUCCCCCCACCCAGGACCACCUCCACCCUCUCCCAGUCCCAGCCCAGGCUCCAAGGCAGCUGUAGGAGACUACAUUUGGACUAAUGGCUCCCUGCCCUGUGUCCAUCUCCAAGCCCAGAUUCAGAUUCGAAUUCUGUACCCAACCCAAGGUGGAAGAAAGGCCUGGGGCAUCUCUGUACUGAACCCUAACAAAACCUCGCCCCAGGGAGGCUGUGAGGGUGCCCAUCCCCACCUGCUUCUUUCAUUCCCCUAUGGACAGCUCAUCUUUGGAUUCAAGCAGGAACCACUGCAGAGCACUGUCUACCUGAACUCUGUGGCUAUGGAGUACAAUGUGUCCUUCCCGCAAGCAACGCAAUGGACAUUCUCAGUUCAAAAUUCAUCCCUUCGAGAACUCCAAGCCCCGUUGGGCCAGAGCUUCAGCUGCAGAAAUGCAAGCAUCAUCCUUUCACCUGCUGUCCACCUCGACCUGCUCUUCCUGAAGCUACAAGCUACUCACCUACCCUCUACAGGAGCCUUUGGACCAAGUUUUUCUUGCCCCAAUGACCAAUCCACGUGGCUGCCUCUUAUCAUCGGCCUGAUCGCCCUCGGCCUCCUCGCCUUGGUGCUUGUUAUCCUUUGCAUCUCUCGGAGACGUCCACCCGCCUACCAGCCCCUCUGAACCACUCAGCUGCCUCCGAGACAAAGUUAUCUUCCUUCCCUCUGUCUUGAAGAACAAAAUCAAAGAUAAUGCAACUGGGAAAACUGAAGGGAGGUGUUUUUAUUAAGUAUGACAUUCCCUCUCUCCCUUCCCCAAUGGGAGAAUAAUAAAGCCUACUCAAAUCU